UUCACUGUGUUGUCAUUCUUCUCAUCUCCUAAGAUAAGAAAAUUCAGGAGAUGAGAAGAAAAAUUUGGUGGUUAUUUUUGAGCAGCAAUGUAAUAUUCAUCAAAUCAUUGACACGAUACCAACUUAAAGAAGAAGAAGAAGCUGCAUUGAUCUUCCCAAAAGAUCCUUCAUGGUUUAAGCUAUGGAUGGUUCCUAUGAUGAUGCUUUUCGUUUUCUUUGUCAUUUUUGUUGUAGGAAUUUUUCUAUAUUUUCACAAUUGUCGUCGAGGUGAAAAUUCUCCUAGAAUACAUCCUAUCACCUAAUUAUUUAGGUAUUUUCUUCCUCUUUUAUUUCUAUCAAAAUGUAAACGUUUGUUGGUGAAAUGUAAAUUUUACAAUUUCACGAUAUCAGUUUUCUUAUUGUUUUGAU
Molecule: messenger RNA, 408 nt
Organism: Capsella rubella
Lineage: Eukaryota; Viridiplantae; Streptophyta; Magnoliopsida; Brassicales; Brassicaceae
Exons: 1
Coding region: 51-302 (83 amino acids)
Source: RefSeq, a predicted model, not a curated record